Molecule: messenger RNA, 3842 nt
Organism: Amaranthus tricolor (Joseph's coat)
Lineage: Eukaryota; Viridiplantae; Streptophyta; Magnoliopsida; Caryophyllales; Amaranthaceae
Product: protein CROWDED NUCLEI 4
Exons: 9
Coding region: 177-3422 (1081 amino acids)
Biological process (GO): nucleus organization
Cellular component (GO): nucleus
Source: RefSeq, a predicted model, not a curated record
ACUUGUGCUUCGCUAAAGCAAAAGUAGUAAACCAAUUCCUUUCUUUCUCUCUCCUUGUAUCUGUUCAAUUAUCAUCAUCUUCAAGAAAGGAAAAAAACACAUAAAAGUGACAGUUGAAUUGAAGGAAUCUUUUUUUCUUUUAGGGUUUCGCGUUUUUUUCUUCUUUGAGUAAAUCCAUGGCGAGUCCUCGGAUUCCGGCUACUCCUACAACGCUUAGGCCGAUAAACAUAACUCCAGGAUCAAGGAUUCUAGAUGUUUCUAGUACUCCGUCAACUAACGGUUGUACUCCUUUCUCCGAUGACGGGAUCUGGAAACGUCUUCGUGAUGCCGGUUUUGACGAAGAUUCUAUUCGUCGGAGAGAUAAAGCUGCACUUAUAGCUUAUAUUGCGAAGCUUGAAGCUGAGAUUUAUGAGCUUCAACACAACAUGGGGCUUCUUAUUUUGGAAAGGAAGGAUUACGCUUCCAAGUACGAGGAAUCUAGAUUAUCUGUUGAAUCUAUUGAAGUAAAACAUAUGCGUGACCAAGCGGCAUUGACAUCAGCUUUAGCUGAAGCGAGAAAGCGAGAAGAUAACCUCAAGAAGGCCUUAGGUGUAGAAAAGGAAUGCGUGGUAAAUCUUGAAAAAGCCUUGCAUGAAAUGCGUACUGAGUGUGCUGAGGUGAAAGUUACAGCAGAGUGUAAAAUUAGUGAAGCACAUACUAUGAUUGAAGCUGCUCAGGGGAAGUUUAUUGAGGCUGAGGCGAAACUUCGCUCUGCUGAAUCGUUGCGAGAUGAAGCAAGGAGAAGUAAAUGUGCUGCUGAAAGAAAACUUCAGGAAGUGGAAGCCCGUGAAGAUGAUCUUCGUCGUCGAAUGGCAUCUUUCAAGUCUGAUUGUGAUGCUAAGGAGAAAGAAAUUAUGUUAGAAAGACAAUCAUUGAUAGAAAGGCAGAAAGUUUUGAGUGAGGCACAAAACAAAGUACUUGAUGGUCAAGCUUUGCUAAAUCAGAGAGAAGCUGAUUUUCUUAUCAAAUCUCAAACACUGAGAAGGAAUGAGAAAGAGCUUGAGGAUCAGAAAGUGAAUCUUACUUCUGAAUGGAAAAUUUUGAAGGAGCAAAAAUCUAAUUUGGAGCUAAAUGCAGUUUCACUUUCUGAAAGAGAGAAGGCUGUUUUUGAAAAGGAGAUUCUGUUGAAUAAGAGAGAGAAAGACUUGCUUGUCUCACAAGAAAAAAUUGCAAGCAAGGAACAUAGUGAAGUCCAAAAAUAUAUAGCUGAACAGGAAAAUGCCUUAAGACACAGAAAAGAAGAAUUUGAAGCUGAGCUGAUGGUAAAACAAAAACUUGUAGAGGAAGAUAUCGAGUCGAAGAAAAGGACUUGGGAGUUGAGUGAGUUGGAUCUUAAACAGCGAGAGGACCAUAUAUUAGAGAAGGAGCAAGAUUUGGAGGUGCAGGCUAGGGUGAUAGCAGACAAGGGUAAAGUUUUAGCUGAGAAUUUAAAGGCUGUUAAAGAGAAGGAGAGCCUUCUCCACAAGUCUGAGAAUGAGGUUGAGCAAAUGAAAAGCACUUUGCAAAAAGAAAGGGAAGAAAUUGAUAAAGUGAAGAUUGACUUAGAGAAGUCUUUGCUUUGUUUCGAAGAAGAGAAGAAGCAAAUUGCUGAGGCAAAAAAAAGGUUGGAGCUCAUGACAAGUGAAUCUAAUGAACUUCUGAUUUUAGAAACAAAAUUGAAAGAGGAAAUUGAUACAAUAAGAGCUCAGAAAUUGCACCUUGAGGCUGAGGCUGAAAAAUUGAAGGUUGAACAGGCGAAGUUUGAGACAGAAUGGGAAGUUAUUGAUGAGAAAAGGGAGGAACUGCGAAGGGAAGAAGAACGAAUAGCUGGGGAAAGACUUGCUAUUUCCAAGUUUCUCAAAGAUGAACGUGAUAGCUUGAACUUGGAGAAAGAGGCUCUUCGUGAGCAAUACAAACAUGAUUUAGAAUCACUUGCCCUUGAUCGAGAAGCGUUCCGAAGUGAGUGUCAACACGAGCAUUCUGAGUGGUUUUCCAAAUUUCAGCAAGAACGUGCAGAUUUCUUGCUAGAGAUUGAGUGUAGAAAAAGAGAAUUGGAGGAUUGCAUCAACAAAAGGCGUGAUGAUAUCGAAAGCUACUCAAAAGAGAAGGAGAAAUCCUUUGAGGAAGAGAAAAAGAGAGAACUUCAGUAUAUUAGUUCCUUAAAGGAAGGUCUGAUGAAGGAACAAGAACAUGUUGCCAUUGCAUUAAAGAAGCUUGAGGCUGAGAAGCUGGAAAUUAAAUCGGAUCGUGAGGAGAGAGACAAGGCAUGGGCGGAGUUACAGAAUUUAAUCGAAGAGCUUCAGAUGCAAAGAUUUAAACUAAAGGAACAGAGGGAACUGUUGCAUGCAGAUAGGGAAAAGAUUAACUGUCAAAUUGAACAGCUUAAAAGAUUAGAGGAUGUGAAAAUUGACUCUGAUAAAAUUAUAGUCCCCCUAACAAAGCAGAUGUGUGCAGAGACUACUCCUGAAGUCUGUGUACACAUUCCUUCUUUGGAACCAACUCAGAAGGUCACUGUUGUAGAAGAUAGACAAGAUACAGGAAGUGAUUCACCUAGCUCUUCUGUUUCUUGGCUUAAAAAAUGUGCUUCGUUGUUGUUUAAACCUUUGCCAGAGAGUGUGUCCUUGAAGCGCUUGGAACCAUCCUUGCAACCUGGAGGUGAAGGACAGUUGGAACUAUCGGAAAAUGAGUGUCUGAGCUUAGAUGGUGUUAUCGGAUCAGAACUGGAAAUUUUCAACAAACAGCACGCUGGAACUGCUGUAGAAGAGCCGAAGGUGAUUCAUGAAGUUCCUUCAGUUGAUGAAGAUUUUAUAGAUCUGGAAGCGACAAUGGAUGUGCGCACAAGCUCUGCCACACCAUCUGAAUUUAGCGCUGGCCAUAAAAGAAGAGUUGACCAAUCUUCUGGUUCUGAGACUGCCGAUGCACUUCGGAAUGAUGAGAAAGUAAAGAGGAGGAAGCUACAGAAAGUAACGGAUGCCUCUGAUGGGUUUCAAAAUGUCACCCCCCAUUGUGUGGAACUGAAGCAGGCAAGUGAUGUAGAUGAUCAAUACCUAAUCAGUGUGUCAACCCAAAGUGUCGAGCAAAGUGAAUUUGGGAAAUCUGAAGAGGAAACCUUUAGGUGUGUCAUUCAAAAGCAGACUUUCAUAGAGGAAGUCCUCAUAGUGGAGGAUGUUGGAGAUGAAAAAAGGAUUGAUGAGGGAUGGCAAUGGGUUGGACUCGGUUCUGAUUAUUCACCCUUUGACUUUGCUCCGGAUAAAGCUUGGAUUAUGUUUUUCAGCACUCCACUCGGAAUCGGAUUAUGCAUACUCCAACUUUCAAGUAUUUUCCACAACUUGGACUCAUUGACUUCUCUUUUCCACAGCUACAAGUCACCUCUUCCAACGAUAAUCACAAUCUUUAUGCCAUGAAUAAUUAGAAAAUAACUGCAUAUUAACUUAUCUCUACACUUUUCAAACGCCCAAGUCCAAAGGGGUGUUAUUACAUUAUUAUUCAUGCAUUGCCAUAUUGGGGUAUCUAGCUUCUCACAAUUUUCCACAAGAUAUAAUGCUAAAUCUUUCUUUAUCAUGCAUCACUGCAGUAUGUAUAGGCAAGUCACCAUUAAUGUCUGGCAUGAUCUUAAUCUUUCAAGAGAAUCAACACCACCAAUGAAAGCAUCUAGCUCGUUCAAAUGUUUGACCCGUUGAAACAUUUACUGGGUCUGCCAUGAAUAGUCCAAAAAUCAGUCAUAUGAACUCAGCCGGUGAUUUAGUGGGUCCAUUUUCGGAGCUUGCCCAUAGCUUCCACUACCAACUUUCCAACAAUACCCAGGGUUAGGGCCGGAGGAUCAG